UCCCCGGCUUUGCUCAUAAAUGGUCCUCCACGCCCUGUCCGAGCCUUAUCCACUCUUCUCCUCCUGGCUCCUUGGUCUCCCAGCGCGACAAAGACUUCGAGAUGCCAGCUGACUUCCAGCUCCCAGAAAUGCUCUCUCCCGCAGCCAUGGAGAAGUACGUCUCGGCCAUCCAGAAGAUGGAGCAGACCGUGAUGUUCCCCAGCCUCCUUCGCGGAGUCUCUUUAGAAGAUCUGGAAGAGGCCUUCGGAGCCGACUCGGAUGACAAGGACUUGUUUGAACAUUUUGUGCUGCUGAAAUCCGGCAAGGGGAUGUUGGAUGGCGGUCGGUUCUUACCUGCGAGACAAGAGAAGCUACCUGGGGUCCCUCCGGUGGAGGAGAACGUGGAGAAGGAAAGUUUGGAAGAUGUAUUUUACUACCACUUGUCCAGUCUCUGCCGUGUCCUGCAUCAUUUGACCCAGAGAGCCCAAGCGGUCACCGCCAAAUACAACGAAAUUAUGGAACGCAUCAACCACAGCUAAGUUGUGGAGAAACAGACCCACAGUAGGAAACAGCCAAGGUUUGCUCCACAUUUGUUACCUGAAAACCACAAGCUGGACCAGAAACCACCUCAAAAACUGCUCUAAAGAACAUCCUUGGAGAGCCAUCCAGCUGCUGCCAUUUCUAGAAAGAGAUUUAAAUUUGCUCCAAGCAAAUGAAAGAACUUUGUCUCCAGCAAACCUUGUCUUGAAAUGCUAAAAAAAUAUGUGUAUUUAUGGCUAUGAACUUACUUCGAGGGAAAGGAAGAUUAAGUUAUUAUUCAUGGAUGAAAUAUUCCAGGGUUGUGUGUUUUCUGAAAUCAACCUGAACACCUUAUCAGGGUGGGGCUGAACUGAAACACUAUUUGAAAAUCAUUUUCAGAACGAUAUUUAUGCUAUUUUUUUUUUGUAUGUAACUGAACUGAGGCGCUUAUUGUGAAUAAAACGACAUGGCUAAAAUUCAUUCCA
Molecule: messenger RNA, 983 nt
Organism: Thamnophis elegans (Western terrestrial garter snake)
Lineage: Eukaryota; Metazoa; Chordata; Lepidosauria; Squamata; Natricidae
Product: mid1-interacting protein 1-B-like
Exons: 2
Coding region: 102-518 (138 amino acids)
Biological process (GO): regulation of lipid biosynthetic process
Cellular component (GO): cytosol
Source: RefSeq, a predicted model, not a curated record